GGCCGGAGAGCGCGGCGCUGGGUGAGCACAGGACAGUCGGCCCAAUAUGUCAAGACCUCUGAUCACUAGAUCCCCUGCAUCUCCAUUGAACAAUCAAGGCAUCCCCACUCCAGCACAGCUCACAAAAUCCAACGCACCAGUUCACAUUGAUGUGGGUGGGCACAUGUACACCAGCAGCUUGGCCACGCUUACAAAAUAUCCUGAUUCCAGAAUCGGACGGCUUUUCGAUGGCACAGAGCCCAUAGUCCUCGACAGUCUCAAGCAGCAUUAUUUCAUCGACAGAGAUGGGCAGAUGUUCAGAUAUAUCUUGAAUUUUUUAAGGACAUCGAAACUCCUCAUUCCUGACGAUUUCAAGGACUACAGUUUGUUAUAUGAAGAAGCAAAGUAUUUCCAGCUUCAGCCCAUGCUAGGAGAGAUGGAAAGGUGGAAACAGGACCGGGAGAGUGGCCGCUUCUCAAAGUCUUGUGAGUGCCUGGUGGUGCGAGUUGCCCCAGAUCUUGGAGAAAGGAUUACACUGAGUGGGGAUAAGUCAUUGAUAGAAGAAGUGUUUCCAGAAAUUGGUGACGUGAUGUGCAAUUCUGUCAAUGCCGGCUGGAAUCACGACUCAACGCACGUCAUCCGAUUUCCACUGAACGGAUACUGUCACCUCAACUCAGUUCAGGUACUUGAGAGGUUACAGCAAAGAGGUUUUGAGAUUGUUGGCUCAUGUGGAGGUGGCGUGGACUCUUCCCAAUUCAGUGAAUACGUACUGAGACGAGAACUCAGAAGGACAUCUCGUGCUCCCUCUGUCAUUCGAAUAAAGCAAGAGCCUCUGGACUAAAAUGGACACGUUUCUUUAUGCAAAAAAAAAAAAAAA
This is a messenger RNA of Calypte anna (Anna's hummingbird), 856 nucleotides long. It is a transcript of the gene KCTD1, whose product is annotated as potassium channel tetramerization domain containing 1. Gene Ontology annotation, molecular function: transcription corepressor activity; transcription factor binding. The transcript is spliced from 5 exons. Lineage: Eukaryota; Metazoa; Chordata; Aves; Apodiformes; Trochilidae. The record is from RefSeq and is a predicted model, not a curated record. Gene Ontology annotation, biological process: protein homooligomerization; negative regulation of DNA-templated transcription. Gene Ontology annotation, cellular component: nucleus. Bases 47 to 820 code for a protein of 257 amino acids.